This is a messenger RNA of Colletotrichum orchidophilum, 351 nucleotides long. RefSeq lists its product as uncharacterized. Bases 1 to 351 code for a protein of 116 amino acids. The record is from RefSeq and is a predicted model, not a curated record. The transcript is spliced from 2 exons. NCBI's taxonomy places the organism in Eukaryota, Fungi, Ascomycota, Sordariomycetes, Glomerellales, Glomerellaceae.
AUGGUGCCGUUGGAAAUCAAGGUCACACUGAUGUGCGAGAUCAGGGUAGAUUCCGGUGUCAUUUCAGUUCCAGAUGUCGCCGGCAACCUUGGGGAUGGGGUCGCAGGUGGCAACGUCGACUUUCUGGACCUCAAGGAAGGCGGGGACGCCGUCGCACGACUUGGAAUCGAUAACGUUGGAGCGCAUGUACUCGCCGAAGAUAUGGUCAGAGCCAUCAGUGAUCUCAGGAGCCAAUACGCAGGAGUUGUUCGCGCUGAAGACGUCCUCGAAGGUAACAAGAUGGCGUUGUCACUGGGGCCGGCCUCGUUGUGGUUGACAGCCUCCCAGGCGGUGACCUCGUCUGCAUCAUGA